Molecule: messenger RNA, 447 nt
Organism: Impatiens glandulifera
Lineage: Eukaryota; Viridiplantae; Streptophyta; Magnoliopsida; Ericales; Balsaminaceae
Exons: 1
Coding region: 1-447 (148 amino acids)
Source: RefSeq, a predicted model, not a curated record
AUGGACAUUGACCUUGCGAUACAUACAGAGAAACCUACUACUCUUACGAUUAUUAUAUCUUCUGAAGAGAAGGCAAAAUUUGAGGAAUAUGAUCGCUCUAACUGCAUGAGUCUUACGAUCAUAAAGCGUGCAAUUCCGGAGUUUCUUAAGGGUGUUGUGUUUAAGGACACCACCAAUACUAAAGAUUACGUUACAGAAAUUGAAAAGUGUUAUGUUAAAAGUGAUAAGGCUGAAACAAGCACUAUUCUUAAGAGCUUGAUUUCAAUGAGGUAUAAGGGCAAUGGUAAUAUAAGGGAGUACAUCAUUGAGAUGUCUAAUCUUGCAUCGAAACUUAAGGUAUUAAAGUUUGAUUUGCAUGAGGAUUUACUUGUGCAUCUCAUUCUGAUUUCUCUCCUGGUUCAAUUCAAGCACUUUAAAUUCAGUUUUAACUGUCAGAAGGAAACGUGA